Molecule: messenger RNA, 2898 nt
Organism: Dioszegia hungarica
Lineage: Eukaryota; Fungi; Basidiomycota; Tremellomycetes; Tremellales; Bulleribasidiaceae
Product: putative Kex protein
Exons: 6
Coding region: 1-2898 (965 amino acids)
Biological process (GO): protein processing
Cellular component (GO): trans-Golgi network; Golgi membrane
Molecular function (GO): serine-type endopeptidase activity
Source: RefSeq, a predicted model, not a curated record
AUGACGCUCGCCCAUACCUCCGCCGUCCUCUUCUCGGUUCUCCUCUUCCUCGCCUCUUCCUCCGCCGACCUGCGCCCCCGUACCCCCCAGCCCAGAUCAUACGACACCCACGGCUACUUCCACCUCGACCUCUCCCCUUCCUCCACCUACCGCGACGCCGCCCACGCCGCCGACCACCUCCGCCUGGAGCUCGUCGAGCCCAUCGGGGAGCUCGCGGGCCAGUGGCUCCUCCGCACGCCUGCGUCCUCCUUGAUCUCGCCCUCGUCGGAACAUGUACCAUGCCUCAUCCCCCGGGAUCCUGUUAGUCGGCGGUUCCGCAAUCUGCGCGCAACAGGGGGGUUCGACCGCUUCCGCUCCAUCAAACAACUUACGGUUCGGAAACGGUCAAAGAGGGUCUACGAGCCGGCGAAGCACGGGCGGAGGUCACCAUACCUCCAUUCGCGGGAGGAAGAGGGAGGUGACCUGUCGGAAUUGCAGUUCGCGCAGGACACAUUGAGCCUGCAGGACCCGCUCUUGCCGCAGCAAUGGCACCUCAUCAAUACCCAGAUGAGGGACUAUGAGCUGAACGUCACGGGACUGUGGGCGAGGGGGAUCACGGGCGAAGGCGUCAAAGUGUGCAUCAUUGAUGAUGGGCUGGAUAUGAAGUCGGAUGAUCUAGCGGGGAACUUUUACCCAGAAGGUUCAUACGACUUCAACGACCACACUGAGCUCCCCGAGCCCCGGCUCUCGGACGACCAGCACGGAACUCGGUGCGCCGGCGAGAUCGCUGCCAUCCCAAACGACGUCUGCGGUGUCGGCGUCAGCUACCGCGCAAAGAUCUCGGGCGUCCGGAUCCUCUCGGGUCCUAUCUCGGACGCGGACGAAGCGGCGGCUCUCAACUACGCAUACCAGUUGAACGACAUCUACUCUUGUUCAUGGGGACCGCCGGACGACGGGCAGUCUAUGGAGGCGCCGGACGGGUUGAUAUUGAAGGCGAUGGUGAAUGGGAUCCAGAAGGGCCGAGGGGGGAAGGGGAGCAUCUUUGUUUUUGCGGCAGGGAAUGGAGGCGGGUCGGACGAUCAGUGCAACUUUGACGGGUAUACCAAUAGUAUCUUCUCGAUCACGAUUGGGGCGAUUGAUAGGAGGGGGUUACAUCCGUAUUACUCGGAGAUGUGCAGUGCGAUGAUGAUGGUCGCGCCGAGCUCGGGGAGUGGGGAUCAUAUUCAUACCACCGAUGUCGGCAAGAACAGCUGUGCGCAUACACACGGCGGUACGAGUGCGGCUGCACCACUCGGAGCUGGGGUUUUUGCGCUCGCCCUACAAGCCAGGCCUGAUCUGACAUGGCGAGACCUCCAGCACAUCGCUGUCCAGAGCGCGGUCUUCUUCAACCCCGAGGACCCAGAUUGGCAGAAGACCGCCGCGGGCCGGAAUUACAGCUACAAAUAUGGAUACGGUCGGAUCGAUGCUGGCCGCUUCGUCGAGCACGCCGAGUCAUUCAAACUCGUCAAGCCUCAAUCCUGGUUCGACUCCCCCGCCAUCUACCUCCCCACUACCAAGAACCCUUCUCGUCCCUCCCCUCGCCGCCUCUCCCGACGCCAAGAAGCCGCCAACGGCGAUGGCGCCUUCUCCGACCCAGCACCAGCCGAGGGCGAACCCCCAACCCCUUCCGAACCGGCUCCACCCCCCGCCGAGGCCGAAGGCAGCUUCAUCCCCGCCGAAGGCGUCUCGUCUACCUAUACCGUCACCGAGAAGAUGCUUUCCGAGGCCAACUUUGAGGCGCUCGAGCACAUUACUGUCCGCGUGUGGGUCACGCACGCGCGGAGGGGGGAUGUAGAGGUGGAGCUGAAGAGUCCGAAGGGGAUUGUCAGUGUUUUGGCGAGGGCGAGACGGUUCGACGUGGAUCCGAAUGGGCUCUGGGGGUGGAAGUUUAUGAGUCUCAAGCAUUGGGAAGAAAACCCAGUGGGCGAAUGGACCCUUACCGUCAAAGACCAGUCCAAUCCCGAAUCGACCGGCAAAUUCGUCGCUUGGUCACUUCAGCUCUGGGGCGAGUGUGUCGAUCCCGCCCUCGCUCGAGAUUGGGCCCCACCAGAGGAUGGGCAGCCGGACGAAGAGCAAGUCGGGACGGGCGCGACGCCUGUCGUGUCUCAAAAACCUAAACCGACGGAACAUCUACCGGACGACCACGGGGAGGCGCCGGGCGAGUCGCACGAGCCCGGUCUAGGCCAGGGGUCGGGGACCGGGUCAGGCAUAGGGGAUGAGGCGGGACAGGAGGACGGUGCGCCCGAUCCCGUCCCCACCGGGGGAGAUGACGGGAAAGAGGGAGAAUCAGCACUGGACGAAGGAUGGUUCAGCGGCGUAUCGAACCUCGGAACCAACACGUCCUGGCUCGCCGGAGCGGGCGGGAUCGUCCUCGUUUCCGGCGCGGCAAUAGGCGGGUUCUUCAUCCUCCGCCAGCGCAAGAAGAGGGGCAUGGGCUUCGGGCUCGGACUUGCUAAUUCGGGCGAAGGGGCUCGGGGGGCGUACAGCCGCGUGACGGAUGAUAUGCCCAUGGGUCUCUUGGAGCGGGGGAGGCGGAAGUUUGGGGUUGGCAGCGGAGCAGGGGGAGGUGGGGGAGGGGGGACGAAAGAUUUGUAUGACGCGUUUGGGGAUGGGCCGUCUGAUGAUGAUGAGGAUGACGAGGGGAGUGAAGGGGAUGGGGUGGGAUUGAGGUACCAUGAUUCCUUUUUGGAUGAUGAGGACGCGGUUUCGCCUGGACCGAGAGGAUCGGGGAGAGGGAGUGCGGAAGGGAGUGGAGCGAGUGGAAGUGGACCGCCAGAGUAUGAUGAGCCGAGGAGAGAGCAUGGAGGGGAUAGAGCGAGCGGGAGUUCGGGGAGCUGGCAGGAUGCCGCGGAGGUGGAGGAGGCUGCAGCGGGGCGGUGA